Molecule: messenger RNA, 840 nt
Organism: Fusarium sp. VM40
Lineage: Eukaryota; Fungi; Ascomycota; Sordariomycetes; Hypocreales; Nectriaceae
Source: the annotation of a GenBank genome assembly
AUGGUCGACAUCAAGGGCGACAUUCACAAGGCGGCGGAAAAAGUGCACGAUGCUACCGAGAAGGUCGGCGGCCUGCUUGAUGAGGCCGAGGCUGGUAAAAUUCCUGGCACCAAGGGCCAUCACCCCAUUUCUGCAGUUAUCGGCACAGCUUUGACCGGUGGCAUGAAGAAUGCUGGUACCAAAGGUUAUCUGGCGGCCUACAUCAAGGAGCUUGAGGAUAACCCUCUGCGCACCAAGAUGCUCACUGCCGGUACGCUUGCUGGUACACAGGAACUUGUCGCCUCGUGGCUCGCCAAGGACCGCAACAAGCACGGCAACUACUUCACCGCUCGUGUCCCCAAGAUGGCUGCCUAUGGCUCUCUUGUGAGCGCUCCUCUAGGCCACUUCCUCAUCUGGGCGCUCCAGAAGGCUUUCAAGGGCCGCACCAGCCUGCGCUCCAAGAUCCUGCAGAUCCUGGUCAGCAAUCUCAUUAUUGCUCCUAUCCAGAACAGCGUCUACCUUGUCGCCAUGGCUCUUAUUGCUGGAGCUCGCACCUAUCACCAGGUUCGCGCUACUGUCAAGGUUGGCUUCUGGAAGGUGAUGCGUGUUUCGUGGAUCACAUCACCCAUUUGCCUGGCUUUCGCCCAGAAGUUCCUCCCUGACCAGCUCUGGAUUCCUUUCUUCAACAUUGUGUCCUUCAUCAUUGGCACUUACAUCAACACCAUCACUAAGAAGAAGCGUCUUGCUGCUCUCCGCAAGAAGCACUUCGGUGACGACCGUCGAUCCAACGCCGGCGAUAUGCGACCUGGUCGCCCUGACGACUACCCUCCUCCUGGCAUGGGUGGUAACCCUCCUUACUAA